Zonotrichia albicollis (white-throated sparrow) is the source of this 6330-nucleotide messenger RNA. NCBI's taxonomy places the organism in Eukaryota, Metazoa, Chordata, Aves, Passeriformes, Passerellidae. The record is from RefSeq and is a predicted model, not a curated record.
UUUAAUCCUUCAGGUACUGGUGCCUCCAAAGCACUGGUUAGGGGAGUGCUUUCUUCCCUUUAGUUUAUUGAGGAAGAUGCCUCCCAAUUGUAAUCCAUUGUAAUGCAGCCACAAACUGGUGUUUGUCAGCUGGUGCACUGGGAUCCCAGAAACUCUUAGGUUAGGACAGACUGAUGGCCUCCUCAAGCUUUACGGUCCAUCAAUCCACUCUCGGUGAAUUACAAGGUACUAGUGCUGGAGUACCUGGACUCUCUAGAUUUGCCCCCAGCAGUGUUUGCAGACUGAGGAAAGUGGUGACAAAGGAUGGCAGCCUAGGCAUGCCAGGAAAUCAAGCUGUGUCCUUAGGCUGCCCCCAGAAAGAGUUAAUGUAGAGCCAUGUUCCAGGUGUUUGAAGUGACUACAAUUGCAAAGGGGAGGAGAGGUCAUUUUUGGGUGGGGAGAGCAGCCCUCUCUGUGGGCCAAUGGCUAAAUGAUUCAGUCUCAACGCCCAGUUUUGGGGAUUAUUUCAUGGGCAAAAAUUCACAGGACUUUCCUCUCAAGGGGAUUUGUCCUGGAUGAAAACUAGGGACUGGACCCCCAGACUUGUUGGUGUCUCCCUGUCUGUGCUGUAGAAGGUAAGGUGCUGUGUGCUGCGGCCUUGCUUCUUUCAGGCGGGUAGUGGGGAGUUCUUCCCUGGCUGCCUGCACUGAAGGUAUCUAUUGUGCCUGUGUCUACAGCUCCUCUUUUUAGAAGAGCCAUGUUGCAGGGUGGUGUAAGGGCUCUGCUAGGAUAGACUGUGUAUUUGGGACACAGCCCAGCAGUUGAAUUGAGAUACGUGGCUCAUUUCUAGACUCAGUUUUUUGUGCGGCCCUGCUGUAUAUUUCUUCAGCUGUCUUGCUUCUGAUGGAAAGGAAAUGCAGAAGGUUUCAGCAGAAAAGCUGAAGUCUUGCUUUGUGACCCUGUUAGAUCAGCCUGGGUUGCUAUAAAUGGCCUAAUGCAUUGCUGGUAGAGUAACUGCAGCAGCAUGGGGCAUCUCUAGGUGCAAACUUCACUGAAACAGUGAGAAAUUUGUUCAGAUAGAAAAUCCUGUGUGAACCAAGUAACACUACAGCCCUCCUGGCUCAGUCUCUGCAUCAAGGAAGGGGAGCUGUGCUGUAUCUGCGAGUGUGGGGCUAUGCAACUACCAUCAGGAAAGGGCCACUGUUUACUGACUUGCUUUUCAGUGGAGCAGAGAAAUAGGACAGAAUAAGCAGUUUGUGGCAAGAUUACAAGGUAGUGUGCCAGUAUUAGCAAGAACAGACUCUGUGGCUCAGGAGGUCUGCCUCUUCUGUGCCCUAUCCCUAAGCUGCAGAUGGAAAUCCCAGAGUCAUCAUCAGUUUGUAAGUUAGGCUUUUUCUGCCUCAUCUAGCUUGUGUUCUGGGUAUAACAUGCUGGGAUGUGUAAGUCACUUUUGUGUCCAUUUCUGGGCCUUGGAGGCAGCUGUUCCUCUGCUGUGUGUUGCUUUUUAGUCAGGUUGAACUACAGACUCUUUGGGGGCAGUGGUGCCUUCUGGAUUUCCCUCUUGGCCAUACCAGUCUUGCUCCAUUUCCUAAGCAUUGCCUUUUGCUCUAGGCUCUCUGGGCUGGCCUGUUCUCUGCCGACAGAAGUAAGUGUCUAACCUCUAUCCUGCCACUGCUCAGUACGUCCUGAUAACACUGAAGAAGAACUACCUUCUUGGCAUCUGAUAUUUGAUUUGCAGUGCUGCAUUUCUGUCUGUAGACUGGAGGAUCAUACUACAUAUGAACGCACAUAGUGGGCCAGCCCUUGUGUUUGCAGGUUGGGGUGUACAAGUUGAUAGCUGGGAGUAGAAAGUGGGUGACCUGGUCCUUCUGUCAGUGGACUAUUGAAUCUGCAGUCAAGCAGUGACUACAAAAUGCUGCUAAUUCUUGGCUUCUGGCUUUAGCGUGGCUUUUUCCUCCUCAGUGCAGGAGGUCUACCAUGCAGGGGUGUAGCUAACGCACAGAAAUGCCCUAAUCUUUCCCACUGUAUUGCUCUCUCACUUAUGCAUGGGGUUUCACUACAUCCUGGCACCAAAUAGGGCCCUACUUGCUGCUGCUGCUGCUUUGUCCAUAGGCAGUAAGGAGUGUCUACAGCUUUUGGAAGUUUUACUUAUGGGCUGCAUCCCCAAAUGCAUCCCUAGACAAGAUUCCUUGUUUGACAUGUGUUAACUAAGCCCAGGAAAUUCACUUUGCACUGACAGCUCUCAGGAUGGACUCGUACCUGAUCCAAGUGAAUGGCCAUGGAGAUCAUGCCCCUGUGCUAGAUGUUCAUCUCAAGAACACUGGGAACACCAUAUCACCAGGGAAGGUGAAAGGUCGGAAGCCAAGAUGGGCUGUCAGGGCUUCUGAAAUGUCAAAGAAGACUUUCAAUCCCAUCCGAGCCAUUGUAGACAGCAUGAAGGUGGAACCCAACCCAAAGAAAGCCAUGAUCUCCUUAUCCCUAGGAGACCCGACGGUCUUUGGAAACCUUCCCACAAAUGAUGAGGUCACACGGGCUGUGAAGGAGGUUUUGGACUCAGGACAGUACAAUGGUUAUGCUCCAUCUGUUGGCUACCAUUCCUGCCGGGAAGCUGUGGCUGCAUACUACAACUGCCCAGAGGCACCGCUGAAGGCCCAGGAUGUCAUCUUAACAAGUGGCUGCAGCCAGGCCAUAGAGCUUGCCUUGGCAGUGCUGGCCAACCCAGGCCAGAACAUUCUGGUGCCACGGCCUGGCUUCUCCCUCUACAAGACUCUGGCAUUGUCUUUGGGGAUAGAGGUCAAACUCUAUAAUCUCUUGCCAGAGAAGGCCUGGGAAAUUGAUUUGGAGCACUUGGAGUCUUUGGUGGAUGAGAAAACAGCUUGCCUCAUUGUGAACAACCCAUCAAACCCCUGUGGCUCUGUGUUCAGCAAGAGCCACCUCCAGGAGAUCCUGGCAGUGGCAGCAAGACAGUGUGUGCCCAUCCUGGCUGAUGAGAUCUACGGAGACAUGGUAUUUGCUGACUGCAAGUAUGAACCCAUUGCAACUCUCAGCACCAAUGUGCCAGUCUUGUCCUGCGGUGGCUUGGCAAAGCGAUGGCUAGUCCCUGGCUGGCGGAUGGGCUGGAUCCUAAUUCAUGACAGGAGAGACAUCUUUGGUAACGAGAUCAGAGACGGCCUUCUGAGACUGAGUCAGAGGAUCCUAGGACCCUGUACAAUUGUCCAAGGAGCACUGGAGCGUAUCUUGCACCGAACACCACCUGAGUUCUAUCACAACACCCUAAGCAUCCUCAAGUCUAAUGCUGACCUUUGUUAUGCUGCCUUAUCAGCUAUCCCUGGCCUUCAGCCUGUCAGGCCUGCUGGAGCCAUGUACCUGAUGGUUGAGAUAGAGAUGGAGCAUUUUCCGGAGUUUGAAAAUGAUGUGGAGUUCACUGAGCGACUCAUCUCGGAGCAGUCUGUGUUCUGCUUGCCAGCCACGUGCUUUGAGUACCCAAACUUCUUCCGCGUAGUGACCACCGUGCCCGAGGAGAUGAUCUUGGAGGCCUGCAGUCGCAUUCAGGAAUUCUGUGAGAUGCACUACCAGGGUGCUGAGGGGGCCCAGGAUCUGGAGUGUGACAAGUAGCUACAGCUGGCCCCCUGCCUCUGUCAGGCUAGACCUUGUAUGAGGCAGCAGCUGGGCAGGCAAGGCUGCUUCCAGCCAGCCCCACCUCUCCCUGCCUGUAUGCAGCCACUGUCCUGCUGCUUCACUUUUUGUGCUCCACAGACUCCUCAGCAUUAUGGAAAGAGGAAGACACUUCUCUCUCCUCCUCCACUAGAGCUUGCACAUCCUCUUGCUUCCAGUCCCCUAUGUCUCUGUAGACUCGGCAUCUGUGCCCUGUGUUGUUCUGUGCUACCUGUGAACCAGCUGCAAGCAGGGGCAAAAGGUUGUUCCUGGGUUGGGCCUGUGGCUCCUAUGUUGGCCACACUUCCCCUUGGGGACAGGAGAAGGCUGCUGUCCUGGAGGAUAAGAGAGAAGUACCCACCUCGCACUUCUCUGUGUUACCUUAGGAGGCCAGAGCUCUUUAUACUGAGCCCUUUGCGUGAUAAAGGGACUAAGUUAUUGUAACUUUUUUACUAAUAAAAAUUCUGACAUGGCAGUCCUGCACUGUCCUACUGUUGCGCUAGGUUAGGCUUGGUCACUGUGUGGGUCACCUUUGCUCACCUCAUGGUAUUGCAGUGCACCAGGCACGUGCCUGCGUGCCCAGGGCCAUCCUGUGUGCUGGCGGGGAUAUGGUGAGAGUGAUUCAGACCCCCAAAGAAACCCACCAACCCUGAGAGCAGGAUGGGCCCUGAAAGCUUGACCCCAACUGGAGCCAGCCCCUCCUGCCCUGAUGGUGUUGGCAGCUUGCUGUGGCAGCCUGUCCUCUCCCCACAAUACAGUAAUGUCUGCACCUUCUCCUUGGCCCUCACAGCCUCCCCCAGUGUGGAGCCCAGCAGAGCAGUGAGUGCUGUGCUUGCUGCUGCAGGGAGGCAGCUGUCCCCAGGACUGGAGCCAGCCAUGCCUAAAUACUCGAGGCCUGGCAUGCCUUUCCUGCUGUACUGGUGAAUCAUGGGGUGGCACCCCAUGGCUCAUACUAUAUGUGGUGUUUGUGACGUGCCAGUGGUACCAGGGUUACUGAUUGCUGAAUACGUCAGCUCCAUAAAGUAAUAAGGAACUGGUGGCCUGCUGUUGUCUGUUUAUUCAACGGAAAUGGGAGGAGAUGAUAAUGGCUAUUGCAAUACUUGUUCUGGUCACAUGUACAGGUGAGAUGUUCAAUUUCUGGAACUAUCGAAGGGGCAACAUGUGGAGUACCUUACAUUGCCACCUGCAGCUCUGUUCACGUGUCCUCCCACAGGGUUGGGAUCCAUAGGUCAACCCUGCCUCCCCAAUGACAGGAGCCAGCUCUAGAUUGCACCUGGCCAGUCCUGCCAGGUUCCAUAAUGGUCUCUUUGUCUCCCCUUACCUUGCCCAGUACAAAGCCUGGGUACCAGUACUCCAUUAGAGGGAAGGGCCAAAUGAGAAAGAUAGCAGUGUGUGGAAAAGUCUUUGACAUGUCAACUGAGUGUCCAUGCUACAUCUUUUCCUUUCACAGAAAGUGAUCCCAGAACAAAAAGAGAGGGAAGCUGGGGAUAUGAGUGAAUGGUACACAGCUUCAGAGAUUUCAUGCCAUUAGACCUUCAAAUAGAGCUGAAUAACCAGAACUGCUCAAGAAAAGACAUUGACAAGUAACAAGCAGUGUAUGAAGGGUGUGUUGGACCAGGAGACCUUUAUAGCAUGAUGUUGCUGCAUUGUUAUGCCAUCUUGAACCUACUACAGCUUUCAUGUACCAUCUGCUUCCUUCAACUCUUCUCCACAUACCUUAGGUUCUGUAGCUUUAAUCCCCAUAAUAAACAGAUCCUGGUUUUAGAGAAAGCUGAUCCUUUGAGAUCACUUUUCCUUCAGGAACCCCUUUUCUUUCAGAAAAAAAGAGAAGUCUGUUAAUAUGCAAAUAUUCUGCAAUAAUUAACACAAUCCUGUUUCUUUUUGACCCUGCCACAUUUGAAUGAAAAGGCUGAGAGAGCCAGAGACAUAGGCGCAUAUAUAUAUAUCUCAUAAAUCUCAGGAUUUCUCAAAGCCACAUCCUCCAUUGUCAUCUUUUGUAAACAUAUCCUUUUGACCACACCUAGGUUUUCCCUGAGGCAAUAGCAAACUAGCAUUAAACCACAAAUGUGCUAGUGUCAUUUUUCAGGUAUUAUACUCACAGAUGCUUUGCGUCACAGUGUGGGCAUAGGUUAGAGCACCCUGCCAGCCAUACAAACUAGCCUAAGUUGGAGUUUGGAGGUACUCUGUGCCAAAGGAAACCCCUGCAGCAUUGAGACCAAGGAAGAAAUCAAGACAGAUCUGAAACUGCUCUUCAGAGAUGCUCAGACAAGAUCUGCAGAGCUUUAGCAGAGCUGCCCCAGUGGCCUUAUAACUGAUUUUGGGAAAAUAAAGGAAGAUUGGCAAGGAGGAUUGUAAAUACACUCAAAUGCCCUGCAGGUGAAGUGUAGAAAACCACAUAUACUAAUUGUUGUUUAGUCUUGUAUGUUUGGUAAGUGGUACAUCUGUCUUCAUAUAACAUAGGCCUGUGCUAGACUUAGAACCACCCUAUUGAACAUGCUUGAUAUUCCUGCUUUGCUGUGGUAAAGAUCAAAUCUCAAUGGUAAACUGUGCCUGCAAUAAUCCCUGAUAUACAUGUGAAAACAGCAGGUUUGGUGAUCCUUGAGCAUGGACUAGACUCCACAGUGCUGGCAUCCCUGUUUGUGUGCCUCUGCCUGGGUCCUGCUUUGAGGAUUCCCUGGUUGGUGAGGUAAUGGAAAU